Messenger RNA from Lichtheimia ornata, 462 nucleotides. RefSeq lists its product as uncharacterized. The transcript has a single exon. NCBI's taxonomy places the organism in Eukaryota, Fungi, Mucoromycota, Mucoromycetes, Mucorales, Lichtheimiaceae. Bases 1 to 462 code for a protein of 153 amino acids. The record is from RefSeq and is a predicted model, not a curated record.
AUGUCAUCCUCCUCCUCUUCUUCUACUACCUCAUCAUCGGCUGAUUCUAACAGCAUCAACGACGAACUCAAUGACGCCAACGAAUUCAAUGACAACAAUGAGCUCAGGUGCGACGCUACUGGCGAGCCCGCUAAAACCAGCCCAUGGGGAGAUGGUCCAUUUCAACCAAAGGAAAUACCGGGCCUGCCUGGUUACUAUGUAUACACCAGGGCGGAUUUUAACUAUUGGAUGGAAGUUCAUCACCAUCUAACCUGUAUCCACAAAUCAAGAAUCUUCAAAUACUACAAGUUGGUGUCCCGAGAACAAGAUCAAAUCAACGUUCUGUACGCUUUGCAAGGCGAUACGCAAGAAGAAUUAGUGAGACGCGCUGUCUCCGAAAACCUACACAUGAUGUUGCAGUUUUACGAUCCACGAGAACCCAUUGCGGUGUGGCCCAUGCGCGGUGACCGUUACAAUCAAUAA